UGGUGUCACACCGGCAAUCGUUACGUCGGUUUUCAUAGGCCUUGGCAUCGUGUUUUGUGGAUGCGCAAUGGUCCAUAACGUCUUCGUGUGGCAGAGGGAGAAGACGAAUGCCGUGAAGGCGUUAGCGCGCGAACAGUGCGAAGCGGCGGUACAGCUGCAGCGUCAGCAACAGCUGCAACAGCACCAGAACCAGCCCCAGCUACAACAGCAACAACAACUACGUGGCCCGUUAACCAUCCACCAUGCUGGCUGCCCAACGAAAGUCGGGCCCGUGACGAACCAACUAAAUACCAGCCACGCAACGCACGGCCGAGCUGCACAGUACCAACACUAUCAUCACCAUCAUCAUCAUCGACACGUGUCAAUGUCCCCACCGCCCUUGUUGCUCUCAUCGCCAGUUCCGAUCGCGGCGACGCACAAUCAUCAGAACGUGAGCGGACACAGAAACGUGGUUAAGCCACCGGAUACAUCAGCAGAUAGAUCGCCACCGAGUCCUGGAAAUAAGCUAAAUAGAUCGCAGCAUUUGCCACGGGAAGCAACCGGCAGCGUCAGUCCUGGUCUUCCGGCUGCCACAUUGGAUCUAAGUAGCGCAGCAACCACCAAUAGUCCGCAUGAAUUGUCCACGUUAGUUUAGAAAUUUGGUCCGAACAUUAUAUCUUCACAUAGGAUUGGAGAUUAAUAGUUGAUAGUUAAUUUACACAUCGAUCUUUUUAUUUGUAAAUUGGGUCGUGGUUUAGAGUUGGUUUGUAAAAAUUCGAUCCUAAUUGUUAAAUGAUGAAUAUUGAUUAAGAAUAAUAGGCAUUGAUGUACCAAUCUUUUUUUAACUUAUAUACUUGAGCACACGCAUUGGAGAUUUCACUUUUAUUCAGUGAAACAGCAACUCCAUUAUUCGCUUAUUCAAUACGGCAAUUGCAUAUAUUUCAUGGACAUUUUAACAAUGUUUUGAAUAAUUUCUAACGGUACAAUUGUGAUGAAGUGAAAAAAAUCGUGAUAAGAAACAGAGAGAAAAGUUGCUCGUUAAUGAAUAUUGACCAGAAAUAAAGUAAUUUCUAAAGAAUAUCCCGAAGACGUCGUAGAUAUUACGAAAGGAAUGAUUAAUUUAUACCCGCGUGUAUCUUGCCAUUACCAUACUAUUAUUAUUAUUAUUAAUAUUGUUAGUAGUACUCGAUUACAUUAUUAUUAAUAUUAAUAUUAUUGCCUUAUUAUUAUUAAUGUUAUGGAACCUCUAGUCCUAGGUUACUUUCGCUGCCACGAAAAGAUAAGAUUUUCGAAUUUUUUACUAUUACGUGUAAUUCAAGUUUUCCUGUUGCGCAUGCGCAGUAGAAAGAAAGUUAGCGGAACUCAAAUCUCGAACUAUAGAGAGUUGAAAAGUAGUAAAAGUAAAAAAGCACGAAUAACAUUUGUAUUUGUGCUGGAUUAAGUUUGAUAAUUGAAAAUUGAGUUUGAUGAUAACAUUUUUUUCGUAUUCGCUUUGGUAAAUAUUAGUUUUAUUUAAAAUUGAACAAAGCAUUUUAUGUUUUUCAAAUACGGUACAUAAUCGUAAUAUCGAAUUUUGUAAACUGAUAGUAAGAAACUCUAUAAUUCGAGACUGGAACUUUGAUCAAGUUCACAUUGAACGUAAACUGACUUAAUUUUGUUAUUUAAGCGUGUAUACUAUACGUGUUUGUUCCUUCUUCUCUUGUGCGCAGGCUAUAGCUUAAUUACUUCCAAUAAACGCAGUUAUAUCGAAUCAAUGACCGAUACAAAUUUAGAUAUUAGGAUUAUUUAAACAAGAGAUUAAAAACUAAAAAGUAUUGUUUUUAUACUGCAUAUGUACAUAUGUAAUAUGAACGACAGUUUGUGUAAUAAUAUGUACCCCUCUUCUUAGUUUACUUUUGUAUAUUUUGCGACAUUUGAUAUUAAUUUUAUGAGGAACGUACUUACACUUUAUCUUUGUAAUUAAAUGUGAAAUGAAAGAAAAGAAAUGACAUGAGAAAAGGAAAUUCGAUGUAUGAGUAUAUACGAAUUGACGGAAUUAAAAUUUAACGCUAUAUUUAAAUAGAAGACGUGAAAUAUCUUGUCAUCUUAAAAUAACUUGAUCAUUCCUAUUCUUUUACAUAAAAACACUUUUCGACUGUAACUUAAGAAAAAUGUCUGCUAACGUGAAACGUGCCAGAAAAAAUUAACAACUUCCAUUAAAUUGGCAAAUUUCUCAUUAAUAUCGUAAAACUCGCGUUUACAAAGAUCAGAUCAGUGUACAUAAUAUACAAAACAAAUGCAGAAUAUAUAAAUAUAGCACAUACGUUCUGAAUUAUAUUCGAAUUGGGCAGGGUAACCAAGUGAAAAUAUGUAAAUUUCACGAUGUGUAAUGUACACUUUAUCGAACUUGUAAGUAGUGUAGAAAUAGAAUAUUUUACACGUAACAAAAUAUACAAACGACAAUACACAAGUUAAAUUAUUUGUUAGAUCCAUGUAUAACAAGCAUAGUACAAAAGUGUUUUAGCUUUAUGUACUGGUAAUUAUGAGAAAUACCAACUUAAUAGAUGUAUUUGAUAUGUACCUAGUUAAGAAAACAAUAAAUUAUUCUGAACAGAUAAAGCGUUUAGUAGCUUGUGAAGUGUGAAUUUUCGAAAACGUAAGUAUUUUAUAUCUAAGUAGUUAAGAAACGCGAGCAAGGGAAAUCAAACAAAGGAACAAAGUUUUUUUGUUUAAAAAUAUUUAAUUUGUUGUUCUAUUAUCCGAGGUUAGAAGCGAUAAUGUACAAAAUCUGAAUAAAUAAGAUUCUUCAAUAUUAUUGAAUUUUAAUUCUAGGGUAAAGUAAUAUAUCCGCAUAUUUUAUUUAUAUACAAUAUGUAUAAAUAAUGAUGUGAUUUGACUAAUUUUGUUGAAAGAAUAUUUGUACUUUUUACGUAAAACUUCA
This is a messenger RNA of Bombus huntii, 2899 nucleotides long. RefSeq names its product protein odd-skipped-like. The record is from RefSeq and is a predicted model, not a curated record. The transcript has 2 exons. The coding region runs from base 68 to 634 and encodes 188 amino acids. NCBI's taxonomy places the organism in Eukaryota, Metazoa, Arthropoda, Insecta, Hymenoptera, Apidae.